Messenger RNA from Phasianus colchicus (ring-necked pheasant), 1764 nucleotides. It is a transcript of the gene CAPZA1, whose product is annotated as capping actin protein of muscle Z-line subunit alpha 1. Gene Ontology annotation, biological process: actin cytoskeleton organization; barbed-end actin filament capping. The record is from RefSeq and is a predicted model, not a curated record. Gene Ontology annotation, cellular component: cortical cytoskeleton; F-actin capping protein complex. Gene Ontology annotation, molecular function: actin filament binding. NCBI's taxonomy places the organism in Eukaryota, Metazoa, Chordata, Aves, Galliformes, Phasianidae.
UCCGCGCGGGGCCGGGCCGGGCCCAGAGCUGCCAAAAUGGCCGACUUCGAGGACCGGGUGUCGGACGAGGAGAAGGUGCGUAUAGCUGCAAAAUUCAUCACUCAUGCCCCUCCUGGAGAAUUUAAUGAAGUAUUCAAUGAUGUCCGGUUAUUGCUUAACAACGACAAUCUUCUCAGGGAAGGAGCAGCACAUGCAUUUGCACAGUACAACAUGGAUCAGUUCACUCCGGUGAAGAUAGAAGGGUAUGAUGAUCAGGUCUUAAUCACAGAACACGGUGAUCUGGGCAAUGGCAGAUUUUUAGACCCAAGAAACAAAAUCUCUUUCAAGUUUGAUCACUUAAGGAAGGAAGCUAGCGACCCCCAGCCUGAGGACACAGAAUCAGCUUUAAAACAAUGGAGAGAUGCCUGUGACAGUGCACUGAGAGCUUAUGUGAAAGAUCAUUACCCCAAUGGCUUCUGCACUGUUUAUGGUAAAUCUAUAGAUGGACAGCAGACAAUUAUUGCCUGUAUUGAGAGCCAUCAGUUCCAGCCCAAAAAUUUCUGGAAUGGUCGCUGGAGAUCAGAAUGGAAGUUUACCAUCACACCACCAACAGCUCAGGUGGCUGCAGUGCUCAAGAUCCAGGUUCAUUAUUAUGAAGAUGGUAACGUUCAGCUGGUUAGUCACAAAGAUAUCCAGGACUCUGUACAGGUUUCAAGCGAUGUUCAGACAGCUAAGGAAUUUAUUAAGAUAAUAGAAAAUGCAGAAAAUGAGUACCAGACAGCAAUCAGUGAGAACUACCAGACUAUGUCAGACACCACUUUCAAAGCCUUACGCCGGCAGCUGCCCGUCACCCGCACCAAGAUUGACUGGAACAAAAUCCUCAGCUACAAGAUUGGCAAAGAAAUGCAGAAUGCUUAAUACGGAAAUAAGGAGCUGUAUGAAAUGUUUGUGUGCAAAAAAAAAAAAACAAAAAACAAAUGUGGUCCUAUGCCAAGUAGAUGGUUUCUAAACCAGUGCAGCAUAUUUCUAGGGCUUUCAAAGUUGACAGGUUUUCUAGCCUCAGAGAGAACUGUGGAACAAAUAGCAUUGUCUUUGUGUUUUGUGUUUCCUGCCACGUAAGCUUCCUCUUGUGAUUGCAUAUACUGAUAGGUCAUUUUAAUUAAACCACAUUCAUGGUUCAGAAGUAUCGCUGUUUUCAAUCACUAAUUGUACUGGUUGGAAAACUGCCUAGCUGCAAAAGCCCUAUUAUAAAUACAUCUGAGGGUGCAGGGCAUUUCCUUCACCUGUAUACAGCACUCCAGGUACUCCAGUAAGUUUGUCAAAUCUGCCAACAGCUCAAGGCACUAUGCUGCAAGUUGUAAUAAUACAAGACACAGUAAGUGCUCCCAAGCAUCCUUACUACAGACCUCCACAAAGCAAAAGCCUGUAGGCUUGGAUUUUACUAUACAUAAUGAGUUUACAAUAACCAUUACAGAAAUUCCUACACAGCUAGCUCUUCCAGGGACUUUUUUUUCCUCCAAUCUGAAGAUUUGAGCCAUGUUCCCUUAGAAGUGAAGGUUUUUGCUCUCCCUUAUGUAUGUACAGUUAUCAGACAUCUGCAUUUUUAUGGAACUCCGAGCUGGAUCGCUGCUGAUCUGUGGAGACUGGAUUAGAUUAAAAAUGCAAAUGUCUGCAAAAUAGUUAUGUUGUGCUUUAAUGCUUUGUGGCAGGUUCAUAAAAUUUGUAUCACAGGUGUAUGGAUGGAUAGCAUACAAAAUAAAUAAACUUGAACCAAAGUGGGAGGAA